ACCAUCUGCAUAGCAGCUAGUCACCGGAAUCCAUAUUGAUGAUGUUUUGUAGAGCCAUGUAAAGCGCAGCCGUCAGUUACGCUGCGUGUGUGCAACAUUUAAGCUAGCUUAAGUCUCUUUGCACGUUAGAACCGUGUGGGUCGGUUGAAAGGCAAACUUUAUUGUUCAGAAUGGCAGCGAUCCUCCGACGGUCCCUACUAAACAGGAAGGUUGCCCUCCAGCUGGGUCGCAUGAGUUACUCCUCCUCAGUCCCCACCACCAAGCUGUUCAUUGAUGGCAAGUUUGUCGAGUCCAGCUCGUCUGAAUGGCUUGACAUUCACAAUCCCGCCACUAAUGAGGUGGUGGGCCGUGUGCCCAAAGCAACCCAGGAGGAGAUGUUGUCAGCUGUGGACUCCUGCUCCAGAGCCUUCCAGUCCUGGUCCGACACCUCCAUCCUAAGCAGACAGCAGAUCUUCUUGCGCUACCAGCAGCUGAUCAAGGACAACAUUAAAGAACUGGCUAAAAUAAUCACCUUGGAGCAGGGCAAAACUCUUGCUGAUGCAGAAGGAGAUGUAUUUAGAGGACUGCAGGUGGUUGAACAUGCCUGCAGCAUCACAUCUCUCAUGUUGGGUGAGACGUUACCAUCCAUCACCAAGGACAUGGACACUUACACCUACCGGCUGCCCAUUGGCGUGUGUGCUGGUAUCGCCCCCUUUAACUUCCCCGCCAUGAUUCCACUGUGGAUGUUCCCUAUUGGUAUGGUGUGCGGCAACACCUACCUGAUGAAGCCCUCUGAACGCGUCCCAGGGUGCACCAUGCUGUUGGCUAAAAUGUUUCAGGAUGCUGGGGCACCAGAUGGUACACUCAACAUAAUCCACGGCCAGCAUGCAGCGGUGAACUUCAUCUGUGACCAUCCCGCUAUCAAGGCCAUAAGCUUUGUGGGCUCCAACCAGGCUGGGGAGUACAUCUAUGAGCGGGGCUCCAAGAACGGCAAGAGAGUGCAGUCCAACAUGGGUGCCAAGAACCAUGGUGUGGUGAUGCCUGAUGCCAAUAGGGAGAAUACCAUCAACCAGCUGGUGGGCGCUGCCUUUGGAGCAGCUGGCCAGCGCUGUAUGGCCCUCUCCACUGCUGUUUUUGUAGGGGAAUCUCGUGAAUGGCUUCCAGAGCUGGUGGAACGCUCCAAAUCGCUACGUGUAAAUGCAGGUGAUCAGCCUGGGGCGGAUGUAGGUCCCCUGAUCUCCCCUGAAGCCAAAGCCAGAGUUCACUCUUUGAUCCAGAGUGGGAUGGAUGAAGGUGCCAAGCUGCUGCUGGAUGGGAGAAAUGUCAACGUCAAAGGAUAUGAAAAUGGAAACUUUGUAGGACCCACCAUCCUUGGCAAUGUUACGCCGGAUAUGAAGUGUUACACAGAAGAGAUCUUUGGACCUGUUCUUGUCGUCCUGGAGGCUGACAGUCUCGAUGAAGCCAUUUCUAUUGUCAAUAAAAAUCCCUAUGGCAACGGCACCGCCAUCUUCACCACCAAUGGAGCCACAGCACGCAAAUACACACACGAGGUGGACGUAGGCCAGAUUGGUGUGAAUGUUCCCAUCCCUGUGCCUCUCCCCAUGUUCUCCUUCACUGGCUCUAGAGCUUCAUUCAGAGGAGACACCAACUUCUAUGGCAAGCAGGGCAUCCAGUUCUACACUCAGAUCAAGACAGUGACGUCACAGUGGAAGGCUGAGGACGCUACCGUGACCAGUCCAGCCGUUACUAUGCCGACCAUGGGACGCUAAGCCCAUCAUUUACAACGAUCACUGACUACUCAAACCACCUUAGAAGCAGCACAAGUGAUAAACAAGAGACGGUCACAUGUGUUUUACCAACUUUGGAAAAAACGUCUUGACUACUAUUAGUAGUUGCCGAUUAAGCUUUGAACAUACUGGACACUGUUGCACAGAUGCAAUGCAAAGUACACCUCAUUUGGCUGUGAUGAAUUGAACUGAUACAAUGAAUGGUUGCUGUGAGUCUCUUUAUAGGUUCAUAUUUUUGUGCCUGUUAUUUUUCAUGUUAAUUUCCUGGACUGAGCUAGUGGAUCAUAACCUAUGACGGUUAAUCAUGUUUAUAUUCCUCAGUGUGCUUGUAUAAAGCAUUAAAACCUGGAGGAGGAAUGAGAAGGGUUAGGAGUUUGACCCCUCAGCGCUUGUCUUCCACCUGAAUCCUCUUUUUUAACACAUUAAUACUGUUACUUUGCCACUUAAAAACUGAAAUGAGGACCGCUGCUCCUGUGUUUCACAUGUAUAGUGUAACGCUCCAUAUACUGUCUUGUGGUCAGGAUAAGUGUGUCAUCACUGUCAGAGCUUGAACAAGUGAAAUAGUGGUCCAUAAGAGCAUUUGAACUGCCUCACUCACCUUCUCAUCUUCUCUCUGGAGACACAAGAAUAUUUGAGCCUGUAAUGGACUUAUAAAUAAAUGCUUCGCAAUGUGA
Molecule: messenger RNA, 2440 nt
Organism: Betta splendens (Siamese fighting fish)
Lineage: Eukaryota; Metazoa; Chordata; Actinopteri; Anabantiformes; Osphronemidae
Product: methylmalonate-semialdehyde dehydrogenase [acylating], mitochondrial-like
Exons: 12
Coding region: 171-1748 (525 amino acids)
Biological process (GO): thymine catabolic process; L-valine catabolic process
Cellular component (GO): mitochondrion
Molecular function (GO): methylmalonate-semialdehyde dehydrogenase (acylating, NAD+) activity; malonate-semialdehyde dehydrogenase (acetylating, [NAD(P)+]) activity
Source: RefSeq, a predicted model, not a curated record